Molecule: messenger RNA, 652 nt
Organism: Schistocerca americana (American grasshopper)
Lineage: Eukaryota; Metazoa; Arthropoda; Insecta; Orthoptera; Acrididae
Exons: 2
Coding region: 56-457 (133 amino acids)
Source: RefSeq, a predicted model, not a curated record
AGGAGGCGGCGCGGUAUAAGCGCGGCGCGCCAGCCGGUGGCUCAGUGGGACCGCCAUGUCUCUCGGGAGCACUCUGCUGGUGUCGGCCGCCGCGCUGUCGCUGUCGCUGGGCUGGCCGCUGCCUGUGCAGCACCAGCUGCCCGCCACCGACUUCCUGUGGGGCACGCUGCCGCGGCCGCCCGCCGUCUACGGGGUCGCCCUCGCCUCCUCACACAAGUGGUCCGUCCACCCCCACAGCGACCAGCAGCAGCAGCUCAUCUCUCUCAAGCAGGAGACGGUGGAAAUACCAGCUGACGCAGAGCAAGCAGCAGCGGAAGAUGCAGAGGAGGCAGAGUCGGCGACGGAUGUAGAAGACGACAUGCAGCUGGUGGUAUACAGCUUCAUCAACGCACCGGACAGGCCUUGUCCCGACGGCCAGUACCGCGACGCGCAAGGCAUCUGCAGGGAAGCCUGGUAGUCAGGCUACCUGCCCAGCAGCAGUGUCAUAUGGGCUGCAGGCGUACAAGGCGGCCUAAAAUUGACUGACAAGGAACAAUAGGCCUGGAAACUGUUCCCCUUCUCUUGAUGACCACUGUAAAUUUUGUUGUCUUUCUAGCUCUGAUACAUGACAUGUUCCUUAACGGAACUUAAUAAAUUUCGUUUGUGCACAAUA